GCUCCGUUACUUCACUUCACCUUUACAGGCGCCCUCGAAGCUGCUGGCUGCUUCUCUCAGGGAAUUCGGGUCUGUUUGAUUCCUUGAGCUUUCCAAAAAUCUCAUAAGAUGGUGCUGCCAAACGAUGUCGAUUUGCUAAACCCUCCUGCUGAUCUGGAGAAGAGGAAGCACAAGCUCAAGCGGCUGGUGCCCUCCCCCAACUCCUUCUUCAUGGAUGUGAAAUGUCAAGGUUGCUUUAACAUAACCACUGUGUUCAGCCAUUCCCAGACAGUGGUGGUCUGUGGUAACUGCCAGACAGUGUUGUGCCAGCCCACCGGUGGACGUGCCAGGCUCACUGAGGGAUGUUCUUUCCGAAGAAAGGGUGACUGAUUCCUUUUUUCUUUUGUUAAAGGGAACAGUUAAAACAGUUGCUAGUUUGUUGAAAGUGAGAGAGUCGGGCUGAGAUUUUGUUAUUUUGAUUGUUGCUUUUGUUUAGCAUGUAGUAGUUAAAGAACUAAGUUUUGGAUCUAUAACGACUUUGAGUUCUGUGAUUACUUUUAAAGUGAGAAUAUAUUUUAUUUGGGUAAUUUGUUUUCCUUUUGAAGGUAAUUUUCACUGUACUUGUUGGUUUG
Molecule: messenger RNA, 611 nt
Organism: Coffea eugenioides
Lineage: Eukaryota; Viridiplantae; Streptophyta; Magnoliopsida; Gentianales; Rubiaceae
Product: 40S ribosomal protein S27-2
Exons: 4
Coding region: 109-369 (86 amino acids)
Biological process (GO): translation; ribosomal small subunit assembly
Cellular component (GO): ribosome; cytosolic small ribosomal subunit
Molecular function (GO): RNA binding; structural constituent of ribosome
Source: RefSeq, a predicted model, not a curated record